AUGGAGGUUUGGCUAUUGGCAACAACAGUGGUGCACAGACUACAACCCUUAGUGGGAAUGGUCAGUCACUUGUGCAAAGACUAUAUUCAAAAUCGCCUGGUGGAUCAACUGUAUAAUGUUUACAGUGAGGUCAAAACUUCCAAGGAGCUAUGGAACGCCCUGGAAAAGAAGUACAAGACAUUCAAUGUAGGCUCAGGAAAAUUCGCUGUUGCGAAAUUUCUUAACUUUGUCAUGUUGGACUCAAAACCCAUCAUGGAUCAAGUGCAUGAGCUACAAAUGAUAUUGCAAGAGAUAUCAGAUGAAGGAAUGGAGAUCUGUGAGACAUUCACAGUGAAUUGCUUCAUUGAGAAGCUUCCCCCUGGUUGGGCAGACUUCAAGAAUUAUCUUGCAUUCAAGCAAAAGCCUUUGACUUUGGCUAAUUUGACUUCUAGACUGCAAAAUUAG
Microthlaspi erraticum is the source of this 444-nucleotide messenger RNA. NCBI's taxonomy places the organism in Eukaryota, Viridiplantae, Streptophyta, Magnoliopsida, Brassicales, Brassicaceae. The record is from the annotation of a GenBank genome assembly.